AGUCUUUAAAACUAUUGCCCAGAAUGUAUCCUAGAGUGAGAAGCAAGAGCAUACAGCCAUGCCCACUCGAUCUGUGGAAGAGCUUAGUCGAGACCCCUCACCUUGACAUGUGACGUCGCGUCGGAGCUAACGAGUUUAUCGAUAGCCAAAAUAUUUGCGACUUGCGCGAGUCACCACGCACCACCAUUCCACACGAUCCAAACAACAGCAAUGCCGCCAAAACCAAGAGGACGGGGAAGCACCCGCGCUCGCGGAAGUGGAAGAGGAGGAGCCGCAGCAGGACGAGCUACCACUGACACGAGUGAAUCCACGGAUGCGAUCCCGCAAAGCACAGCUCCCGCUGACGCCUCGGAAGCUCCCACUGAGCCCGUAGUACCAAAGCAAGAAGAUGGCGAUGCGAAGCCAGUCAUUAUUGGUCAAGGCCCAUUGGCGACUGCAGAGCCACAGGCUUCCGAGGCGCCUUCAGCGACUGUAUCUGCUGUCGCAUCACCUCAGCCUGACGCAGAACCAGCAGCUCGCGCUCCAGUACAAAGGCUCGGCAGUCUUCAAGGCUCUGUACCUCCUUCACGAUCAGCAUCACCGUCUGUACGCGGCCGCGGCGGUACAACUCGAGGCAAGAGGGGCGUCAAGACCCCCGCCUUCACAGGAAGAAGGAGCAAAGAAGAGCGAGACGCUAUUGCAAAAGAAUUGGCAGCUCGCGACCGAGAAAGGACAAAAGAGCAGGUUGCUGCGGACAAGAGAAGGGAAGCGGAGGCGGCAAAGGCAGCAAGGCGAGAGGCCAGCAAGCUGAAAAAUGCCAGAGGUGGUUUCAGUGGAGUCGCGAGUGGACCCUUCUCAUUAGGCAGCUCUAAAGAAGACAGGAAGAACAGCUCAAAUCGCGGCUUCUCUGGCUUCGGAUCUGGAUCUGGCUCUCGAGCAGAGCGCGUCAAGAACGAGGACGGCAGUUACGGAGGGUCUGGUUCCCGGUCAGGCGGAGGUGGAGGUGGAGGAAGCGGAGGAGGGUCAUCGAUCAAGAGAGAAGAUGGUGGGCUUGUGUCAUCUGAUGACGAAGACCUGGCCGACAUACCGCGUAGGGAUAUCGAUCUGAUCGAAAUCUCCUCAGACGAAGACGAGACUAAAGCGAAAAGUGCGCCUUCACAACGCGGGCCGCGAACAGCUUUACCCGUUCGCAUUGGCAGAAAAGAACACCAGGAGCGGACUAUCGGUAUCAACACAGAGGCAAGCUCGGAAACUUCAGCAAAAAUACUGGAACAAGCGGAAUCGAGCGGCCAGUCACCAAAAAAUGUUGCGUCUGAGCAAACAAGCCGGAAACCAAAGAACAAGUCAAAGGAUGUAGAAAUCACAGGUUCGCGGAAACAGUUCAAGGGCGUGUGGCACGACUCAGAAGACUCGGAUGUUGUUGUCAAAACCGAGCCUACGAGCGAAGACGAGAACAUGGUCGAUGCUGAGCAGGUAGGCCUGUCCGAUGCUCCUGCUCAGUCCUCAGAAAAACAAGAACCGUCGUCACCAAAUGCCGAGCGGAAGCCAAAACUUAAGAAGAAGAGUAUAGCAGAACCAGUGCUCCAGACUGACGAAGAUCGCGCCGAAUGGGCACGUUUUCAAUCGAACCUACGCCAUAUCCGAGCCGAGUUGGGUCCAGAGGAGAUACCACAAGUCGAUGGAUCCGGCGAUGUACCGAUGACAGACGCAGCUAACACAGAGAAGAAGCCUACAGUGCGAGAUAACAACGUCUAUCUGUUCCAAAUACCGCCCCUUAUGCCAGCAGUAGAGCCACCAUCCAUCAAGAAAGAAGCACCAGACCCUCAGUCUGCGUCCCUACCUACGCAGCCAUCAGCUAAAACGGAUUCAAAGAUCAAAGUCGAGGAAGGCAGCUUUUCCGAUCCCUCUGCUAGGCCCAAAGAAGGUGUUCGAUUUGGGAGUGGAUUGGUUGGAAAGUUGCGGGUACACGAAUCUGGCCGCACAACGCUGGACUGGGGCGGUACGAGCUACGAACUCACGCCUGGCAACAAGGCCAGUUUCCUACAGGAAGUUGCUAGCCUUAAUAUGCGCCCCGAGAAUGAGAGAGCUGCACCGGAGGACGCAGGUGAAGCAAUCAGUCUUGGUAGAGUGAAGGGCAAAUUCGUCGUGGUGCCAAACUGGGGCGAGAUGCUCGGCUGAGAUUGGGGUAGAAAUAGGCGUUCAUGACAUGCAUCUAUUGGCGCUAGACGGAUUAAUUUAGGUCCGUGGUUCAUAGUUGCAUAUUUCAAGAGCGGUCUUCAGGUCCGCUACCAAUGAACAACACGAGGACAAAGAUCGAAAUUCAUACAUUCAUGCAAAAGCUAGCGUUGUGAGUGUAGACCGCAUCUCGCUAAGUUUCACGCUUUGGUUCUUUCGCCUCGGCAAGACCAUUUAGGCAUGGAUACCCAAGUUCUAGACAAACAGAUGUGCUGUGGGGAUAACAGGGC
Messenger RNA from Alternaria alternata, 2444 nucleotides. RefSeq lists its product as hypothetical. NCBI's taxonomy places the organism in Eukaryota, Fungi, Ascomycota, Dothideomycetes, Pleosporales, Pleosporaceae. Gene Ontology annotation, biological process: transcription by RNA polymerase III. Gene Ontology annotation, molecular function: DNA binding. The transcript has 3 exons. The record is from RefSeq and is a predicted model, not a curated record. The coding region runs from base 211 to 2157 and encodes 648 amino acids. Gene Ontology annotation, cellular component: RNA polymerase III complex.